UCCGUAGUUGCUAAGUAACCACUGCAGAGGCCAGAGGCUGCAUCACCGAAUAACCAAUGGAUUCUGAAAAUGUAAUUGCCUUAUCGUAGUGUAGAUAAACCAAAACGAUCAUUGAAAAUGAUGGAUGAGGGAACGGAGUUAUCACUCACAAUUGCGCAAAUUGUCCAGCGACUGAAAGGAACUCAUUUACACUCUCAAAUAGAGAGACAGGCCAAAGUGAGUAGCUAGCUAGCUGCUCUGCAGAACCGAAAGCAUUUACCGAAAGGCAUGUGCAACAACGAAUGUUGUCCUACCUGUCUGCUGCUGUGACAUUUAACAGCUGUCAAAGCUAUACAAAUAUUUGCCUUAUCUAGCUAUAAUAUUGAUUUUACAACCAGUAACUAACUGCUUGACAUGCCAAAAAUAUCUAGCUAUGUAGCGAAUUUGCUAAACUAUUUUCUUAUUCUAUUUAGGAGUGUUUGCAUAGACCCGAGAUAAAAUUAGAAUCUGUAAAAGAGGACGUUCGUAAUUUUCUCAAAGUAUCAGGUAAGCGCGUGAUGCAAAAUAAAUGUUUUUGUGGGUAAUAGCUAGCAAGCUGUCAUGGACUGGACAUACAUUGAAUAUCAUGCAGGAGGUGUUGCAAAUGAAUGCCUUUAUUUUGUGUUGCAGGUUGGGAGAGAAAGCUACAGAAUGCAGUAUACAGAGAGUUGCACGUGUAAGUGUUUUUUCUAUAAAACAUGUUUUGUUAUGUAUAAGCAUAUAAAAUGUAUAACAUGUACAUGCGCGCACAGGCACACAGAUAGACAGAGAGAGAGAGUAAGAGAUUGAGAGAGAUCAGGCAGAGAGAGAAAGGGAGGUGUAAUGGUAUGUUCCCUUACUGAAGUUUGGUUCUAACUGUUUAUAUAACAUUUAUGAGAGGGAAUCACCUGAAAUGUUCAGCCAAUGCUCGUUUAAAACAGACUCCAGUAAAAGUGAUUCUGCGCUUUAGUCUUGGCCAAGAGCCACACUCCAAACCAGAUCCCAAAACUAGCACUAAUGCUCCAACCAUCAUCCAAUGCCAGGAGGUCUCAUGCUUUUAUCCUCCUGUUAUGUCUGUCUGUCUAGACCUAUUUGUAUCAGAUAUGGACAGACAGAUGCAUGUUCGUUGCAUUGCUAACAUUUAUUUUUCAAACAGACAACACUUUUUCAGCUUCUCUGUUUGUAUGAUCAAAUCAUGAGUUGUUGUUCAGUUUGACCAAAUGUAGCCCGAGUCACCUUAAGUCACUCAAGAGUACCAUGGUGUCCUACUGUCGUGAGAUAAAAACAAACUAAUUCAGCUGUUGAGUAAUCCUUCCCAAGUGCAUUUUUACAGUGUUAAACCUACCUUGCCUGAACCAACUGCCUGAACUUGAGGAUGGCCAGUUUUUCACUACAACAUAAAGAGUUGAAUUAUGCCUUCCUCUUUUGAACAUGAGUCAUCCGUGUAUGUCCCCGUUUAGGUGACGUGUUUAGAUAAAGAUGAUGUUUUAUAACACAAGGGCCGUCUUCAAUGGACUCGAUCCUGUUUUUGUCCUCCAGACGGCCAGAGUCAUUUGGUUAGGCUGAAUGAUAAGUGGUCAAAGACAGGAGGCAUGAGGUGGGUCCAGUGGAGGAACCCAGACCUUCUCCUUCAACUGGAGAGAUAGCCUUCAGAUGGUCUUGGUUGAAUGUUCUUUUUCCCCCAGUCAUUUGAUUGCAUAAAUAAAUAAAAAAUCUUCAAUAUGUUGCUGAUAGUAAAGGAUCCUACUGUUUUUACGGGUUGAUUGUCAUGCAUUUAUUUGACGAAAUUAGCCUAUUCUCUCUCUCUCUCUCUCUCUCUCUCUCUCUCUCUCUCUCUCUCUCUCUCUCUCUCUCUCUCUCUCUCUCUCUCUCUCUCUCUCUCUCUCUCUCUCUCUCUCCCCUCCCCCUUCUCUCUAUCUCUCUCUUACUCACUCUCUCUCUCUUUCUCUCUCUCUCUAGUCAGCUGCCCCCCAGCCACCCUGCAGCUCCCCCAGAGCACGCCAAGGAGCCGCUGGCGUACAUGCGCAAGGCCCAGGUGGGUCUGUCGCUUUCCAUCCCUCUCUCCUUCUAUUCCUUCUCUUCCUUUCUCCAUCACUCCUCAUUUCAACAUCUCUUUUGUGGUUCUAUCUCUCAGAUUUGUCUGGUGACUUAGCAUAGAAGAUAUGUUUCAGUUAAGCAGAUACGUUUUGGUGAAGAAGGGAUUUUUCUGCCAUUGAAAUUCUUGGGCUGCGUUUUCUCCGGUAGCCUAAGUCGAAACAGUGUAAAAAAGAUAUAUAUAUAUAUUUUCGGAAUGGAAACAAUGCGUUCAGUGUAAACUUAAAUGACUAAAACCAGAUAUAAAGUAUAUAGAAAAGAUGGGGACCUAUAUAGUUGUGUGUGUGUGUCUUCCCCUACAGGCAAGCUGGGAGAAGCGUAUCCUCAAAAGCCUGAACAGCAUGUGCACAGAGCUGGGUGUACCCUUGGCUCGUAAGGUAAAUUGGUUUAUGACAGCAUGUAAAAGGGUACUCAAUCUAAGAUGAGGUCAUCAAGAAUGUUCUCAGAGGGCCCUGUGUGUCAGUAUAGAUUUCAAAUGUUUGAGGUCUUUCAAUCUCAGUGUUAAUGUCUUCAGUCUGUUGACAAACUACUUUAUUGACAAUUCUUAACUUUCUGUUUUGUAGAGGCCAGCUGUGGAGCAGAAGGAGUUGACCAACAAGUGGAACGAGAUGGGGACAGACGAACCAGGUCUUUAUCUACAAACUCCAUGUUGAUGACACUGUUUAUAAGUGUGGAUUAACUAGAGUUAUUUUAACAUUGCAGGAGGAUGUAACCCUUGCCAUUGUAAUUAAGGGUGUGUGUGUGUGUGUGCCAUGCAUACUUAUAUACCUCUUGCGUAGGUGCAUUACCGUUGGUUAACGCUGCUUGUGCACAGUACUCUGUGUAACAGAACAGUCUCCUAACAAUGCUAUCUGAGAAGGGGGUAUAAUAACAUUUACGAGUGUGUGCCGGGCCUUGGCAUAAACAGCAGGCCUUGUGAAUCCAGAGGAUAACCAGACUCCUGGGCCUCGCCUCGCUCCGAUAACGAGUGGAACUCCCCUUCCAACCUUAACAUGCUCUCUUUCUGGACUGACCAUGCACUUGACUUAGACUGAAGAUGAUAACUUCUAACUGCCUGACUUUGCUGGGAAUUCUCUUUCCAGUGAAGACGUUAUACAAUUUCUCUCCAUUGGAGAUUACCUAAAUUAAUGUCUAAUUUGCCAACACAUACUAUGGAUGGUUGCAUCAUCAGGCUAACUUUGAUGACCAUUGAAUGGAUAUUAUCCAUUCAGUGGUCACCAAAGUUAGCUUGAUGAUGCAACCAUCCACCCAGCAUCUUUGUGUUACAAUAUUAUUGUUAUUCGCAAGAAAAACUUUAAUGCUCCUUUGUCUUUGGCCUUUUGUACAGAUCUAAGUCGUUUCAGGCCUGUCUAUGCCCCCAAAGACUUUCUGGAGGUAAAUGUACUUCAUCUCAAUCAAUAUGUUCAGAUUGGCGACUUAAUACUCCAAAUGACUCCAUUUCCCAUGAUUCCCAGGUGCUGAUCAGCCUGCGGAACCCGAACCAUGACAGCAGUGAGGAGGCCAGCGCAAAGAGUCACUGGGGCCUCAUCCAGGUGCCCCUCCACGACAGAGGCAUACCUCAGAUGGUAGGGGAAACAGUGUGUGUGUGUGUGUGUGUGUCUGUGUUUGUCUGUGGCGUGUGUGUCUGUCUGUGUCUGUGUGUCGUUCCACAGGUGGUAGGAGAAACACUUGAGCUGAACCAUCUGUGUGUUUAUACAUUUAUACUGCAUCUGUAGAAGUAUAAUCUAUGAGACAUCCUAUACUUUGGGGCACGUGUCAAAUUCAAUCCACGGAGGGCCGAGUGUCUUUGGGUUUUCGCUCCUCCCUUGUACUUGAUUGAUGAAAUAAGUUCACUAAUUAGUAAGUAACUCCCCUCACCUGGUUGUCUAUGUCUUAAUUGAAAGAAAACCCCAAAACCUGCAGAUACUAUGACCUCCAUGGAAUGAGUUUGACUGCCAUGCUUUAGGGGAACAGGAACUAUAUGUCUGUGUGUGUUUAUUGAUACAGUGCAUGUAAUACAUGGAGCAGUAUCAUUUACAGUAUCUCACUUGAAAGACCUACUCAUGGUAAAUCCCAGAUGAUUUGUGUUUAAUGAUGACUCAAUGGUGUUUACUCCAAUUUGUAUGUUUUGUCCCUUCAGAGAGAGGCCUAUUCAGAGCUGAGCCUGACCACGGGGCAGCUGGGUAUUGACGACCAUACACACGUACCUCCAGGUAAAACUCAACUAACCUGCACUGAGCUAGCGUUCUGUGUCCUGAUGAAAAUACUCAUACUUUUCGGCCUGUAAACAAAGCUUGAAAUGGAGAAUGAUGGAUCAUUUAGCGGUAAUUCAUAUUCCAUAUCAAGUUGGACGAACUUCUAGGUCUACAGUAAAUUAUUCAAAAUCAUCACAUAAAAUCAUCUUUACCUAUCAAAUACAGAAAUAAAUCGGGAUAAACAAAGAACAUUUCAGUUGAUAUCUUAUCAGUUUGUGUCAAUAUUUCUCAUGACAUUCGGCCGUCUGGCAUCUCUCAAGCAAUAUCUGUGUGUCUAAGAAGGAUUUAAAUAUCAUUGUAUUCAGAGCCUUAUGUUUGUAAAUCAAACUGAUACAGUAGUCCGUUCUGGAAACAGAUCCACUUCAGGCUGACAACUGAUAUAUUUUUGUUGUCCCUCUUUUUCCUAUCGCCGGGCAGAUUUGUUUGAAAGCGAGCAUAUUCGCAUUGGGAAGAAAGGUAAGAUAGAUAGAUGGCUGGUUCAUUCAGGAUCCUAUUUAUUUAGUAGUGUGUAUCUCUCUUUUUGUCUUAUUGUAUCGUAGCCAGUUGGUCCUCUCUGGAAUAUGUCUUCCUGACAUUGAAGUGGGACUUUUGAUACUGCAUGCACUCAUGCACACACACACACACUAGGGCUGGGAGAUAUGGCCCAAAUAUAUCAUAAUAUUUUUCCGUUUUUUUUAUAUAUAUACUGUACAUUCUAAGUGAUUUCAAUGGGGCUUUCUCCAUUCUGAUUGUUUUAUACUGUUCAGUCAAACUUCAUCCAAAAGUUGAUCGAAUUUGAUAUAAUUUCUACACUGCCACGUAGGGCUGCACGAACGAUAUGGGCAAAAAAUUGAGGCCUCAUCUUUUACCAAAUAUUGCAAUUACCAUAUGACUUGCGAUUUACACUGAGCAAAAAUAUAAACGCAACAUGAGCUGAAAUUAAAGAUCCCAGAAAUGUGCCAUAUGCACAAAAAUAUUAUUUUUCUUAAAUGUUGUGCACAAAUUUGUUUACGUCCCUGUUAGUGAGCAUUUCUCCUUUGCCAAGAUAAUCCAUCCACCUGACAGGUGUGGCAUAUCAAUUAGCUGAUUAAACAGCAUGAUCAUUACACAGGUGCACCUUGUGUUGGGGACAAUCAAAGGCCAAUCUAAAAUGCCACAGAUGUCUCAAGUUUUGAGGGAGCUUGCAAUUGGCAUGCUGACUGCAGGAAUAUCCACCAGAGCUGUUGCCAGAUAAUUCAAAGUUCAUUUCUCUACCAUAAGUCACCUCCAGCAUUGUUUUAGAGAAUUUGGCAGUACAUCCAACCAGCCUCACAACCGCAGACCACGUGUAUGGCGCCAUGUGGGCGACCAGUUUGCUGAUGUCAACGUUGUGAACAGAGACCCCAUGGUGGCGGUGGCGCAGUGGUCUAAGGCACUGCAUCGCAGUGCUAGCUGUGCCACUAGAGAUCCUGGUUCGAAUCCAGGCUCUGUCGUAGCCGGCCGCGACCGGGAGACCCAUGGGGUGGCGCACAAUUGGCCCAGGGUAGGGGAGGGAAUGGCUGGCAGGGAGGUAGCUCAGUUGAUAGAGCAUGGCGUUUGCAACGCCAGGGUUGUGGGUUCGAUUCCCACGGGGGGCCAGUAUAAAAAAAUCUAAAAAAUAAUAAUGUAUGCACUCACUAACUGUAAGCUCUGGAUAAGAGCGUCUGCUAAAUGACUAAAAUGUAAAUGUUAAAUGUUUUGGUAUGGGCAGGCAUAAGCUACGGACAAUGAACACUAUUGCAUUUUAUCGAUGGCAAUAUUAAUGCACAUAAAUACUGUGACGAGAUCCUGAGGCCCAUUGUGAGGCCCAUUUAUUUUAAGGUAUCUGUGACCAACAGAUGCAUAUCUGUAUUCCCAGUCAUGUGAAAUCCAUAGAUUAGGGCCUAAUGAAUUUAUUUCAAUUGACUGAUUUUCUCAUUUGAACUGUAACUCAGUAAAAUAUUUGAAAUUGUUGCAUGUUGCGUUUAUAUUUUUGUUCAGUAUAGAUUGAAACACUUGGGUGAACUGUUGGAAAAAUUAUAAUAAUAAUAUUAUUCUAUAGUUAGAAUGUAAUAGUGGACACUUUGAAUACAGUGUUGUUUGACAUGACAACGAAUGAAAAAGCCAGAGAGGCGUUCAUAGAAUUAGAAAUUAGAAUCUCUAUGGAGGCGUUAUGUGACAGGGUAGGAACCAAGUUUUGGUCAGUGGAGUGGGACCCUAUACUCAUUGGCUACAUUAAAUGUUUUCUCUUACUUUAUGUAGCUAACGUAUAAAUGCUUUGCCUAUUCCUCUCUGAUUUAGAAGAUACUCUUGAAAAACAACUUGCUUAUUUAGGCCUACAUCAGCACUGGUAUCAGGCUGUAUUAGCUAGUUACUGACUCAGUACAUUUAUUAGCUAGCCAGCUAACUAGCGAUUAGCAUUAGCGGCUAACAAUUUAUUUUAGAAACAUCUUGGUAAGAAAAGACAAACUAGCUGCUUAUAGAAAGCUUGUGGAUUUAUAUUAAGAAGCAAAGUGGAAAUCAGAAUCGUUGUCAUCAACAUAUUGUAUCUGCUGCAUUGACCAUGAAGACUGAAGUCAAGAGUGAACGGUCGGCAAGUGAUAGUGGUCAGGUAAGAAUAACUGCACUCCUUGAGUGACAACUCAAGUAGCGGAGUAAACUAUAAAAAUGGAGUGGUAUAUCACAUUUAAAAAGCCAAACAUGGAAAUACCUUUAUAGAAGGUAAAGUAAAAAACCAAACCUGCCCAUGCACGCAUCAAUACCGGUAUAUACACUACCAGUCAAAAGUUUGGACACACCUACUCAUUCAAGGGUUUUUCUUUAUUUUUACUAUUUUCUAUAUUGUAGAAUAAUAGUGAAGACAUCAAAACUAUGAAAUAACACAUAUGGAAUCAUGUAGUAACCCAAAAUGUGUUAAACAAAUCAAAAUAUAUUUUAUAUUUGAGAUUCUUCAAAUAAACACCCUUUGCCUUGAUGACAGCUUUGCACACUCUUGGCAUUCUCUCAACCAGCUUCAUGAGGUAGUCACCUGGAAUGCAUUUCAAUGAACAGGUGUGCCUUCUUAAAAGUUAAUUUGUGAAAUGUAUUUCCGUCUUAAUGCGUUUGAGCCAAUCAGUUGUGUUGUGACAAGAAGGUCAGUCAAUCCGGAAAGGGGGCUAUACAGAAGAUAGCCCUAUUUGGUUAAAGACCAAGUAUAUAUUAUUGCAAGAACAGCUCAAAUAAGCAAAGAGAAACAACAGUCCAUUAUUACUUUAAGACAUGAAGGUCUGUCAAUCCUGAACAUUUCUUCAAGUGCUGUCGCAAAAACCAUCAAGUGCUAUGAUGAAACUGGAUCUCAUGAGGACCGCCACAGGAAAGAAAGACCCAGAGUUACCUCUGCUGCAGAGGAUAAGUUCAUUAGAGUUACCAGCCUCAGAAAUUGCAGCCCAAAUAAAUGCUUCACAGAGUUCAAGAAACAGACACAUUUCAACAUCAACUGUUCAGAGGAGACUGCGUGAAUCAGGCCUUCUUGGUUGAAUUGCUGCAAAUAAACCACUACUAAAGGACACCAAUAAGAAGAAGAGACCUGCUUGGGCCAAGAAACACGCGCAAUGGACAUUAGACUGGUGGAAAUGUGUCCUUUGGUCUGGAGUCCAAAUUGGAGAUUUUUGGUUCCAACCGCCGUGUCUUUGUGAGACGCGGUGUGGGUGAACGGAUGAUCUCCGCAUAUGUAUUUCCCACUGUAAAGCAUGGAGGAGGAGGUGUUAUGGUGCGGGGGUGCUUUUCUGGUGACACUGUCUGUGAUUUAUUUAGAAUUCAAGGCACACUUAACCAGCAUGGCUACCACAGCAUUCUGCAGCGAUAUGCCAUCCCAUCUGGUUUGUGCUUAGUGGGUCUAUAAUUAGUUUUUCAACAUUACAAUGACCCAACACACCUCCAGGCUGUGUAAGGGCUAUUUGACCAAGAAGGAGAGUGAUGAGUGCCGAAUCAGAUGACCUGGCCUCCACAAUCCCCUGACCUCAACCUAAUUGAGAUGGUUUGGGAUGAGUUGGACCGCAGAAGGAAAAACAGCCAACAAGUGCUCAGCAAAUGUGGGAACUCCUUCAAGACUGUUGGAAAAGCAUCCCAGGUGACUACCUAAUGAAGUUUGUUGAGAGAAUGCAAAGCUGUCAUCAAGGCAAAGGGUGGCUACUUUAAAAUAAUAUAAAAUAUAUUUUGAUUUGUUUAACACUUUUUUGGUUACUACAUGAUUUAAUAUGUGUUAUUUAAUAGUUUUGAUGUCUUCACGAAUAUUCUACAAUGUAAAAAUAAAGAAAAACCCUUGAAUGAGUAGGUUUGUCCAAACUUUUGACUGGUAUUGUAGUAAAAUAUGGUAUACCGCCCAGCCCUAACACACACACUUGUUUUUCUAUCCUCGUGGAGACCUAAAAUGGAUUUCCAUUCAAAAUCUUACUUUCCCUUUCCCUAACCCUUACCCUAACCUUAACCCCUAAACCUAACCCUAAUUGUAACCCUAAACCUUACACCUAAGCUUAAAAUAGAAUUUUCCUUGUUUUACUAUCCUUGUGGGGACUUUUGGAGAUUUCAGGUCCCCACUAAGAUAGAAGAACAAGACCACACACACCUUUCACCCCACUCCCAUCGGAAACCCCUAAAGGUAGCUCCUGCCAUAACUAAUCCUCUCCUUCACCCUCUCAAGUGGCCUAGUCUCCCUUACACUUUUGCACUCUACCCUAUCCCUGUAUGCUGAGCCUAAUGUAAACAUUAGCGGGGACGCCUCUUAUAGGGCUGAAUCAGAGUCCAGGCCUGGCCAGGGGACACAUAAUAACACAGGGACCCAUUUUGUAUACAACCCCUUAGUGCCCUCACAGUCUGUUCUACAUGGGUAGGAAUGUGUUUUAACACCGCAAAGGCCAAGCGGACGCUAGACCAAGGGAGGAUAGCACUCUAAAUGUGGAUUAAAGAGGAACAGGAGGGCAGAAUGUUUAUGUUGGAUUGUGUUAUUGGCUCUCCGACACCUGGAGUGAGUGGAGUCAAGGGCCAUGUGUGUUUGGGACCUGUUGUAGUGGAAGGAGCAAGAUGGAAGGUUCAGAUUCAGAUAGGGUCUGGUGUGAUCGGUUGCAGUCAGUUUGUUUUAGUUGUGUGUUUAUCAGAUGGGGAAAGUUGUGUUGCUAUAAUGACAGUGAGACAUUUUGUUAUGGUCCUGGUAUGUUUACAGUGGUGUGAGUCAGUGGAGUGUGUAAUAUAUUUAUUUUCAUUUUGAAUUCAAAUGAAGUAUUUAAAUGUAUAUAAAGGAGAUCUCUCUCAGUUGUGAUAUAAUGUAACUACUGCUAUACUAUUGUUGUAUUAUGAGUGUAUCCUCUGUGUGUGUUGUUCCAGUGGUGAGUGAGCAGGACAGUGCAGCUGCCCAGCAGUACAGUAGACAGGGCUGUCCCACCGGCCUACGAGCUGACCUCUGGGCCCUCAUCCUCAACUCCACCAAUGAGCCUGAGGUAACGCACACACAGACACACACACAAACACGCUGACUGGUUAAGUGGUUACCAAUGUUUUGUAGAUUCAUGUAUCAUUAUGUUAAUGUUAAAGACAAUGAUGUUGAACCUGCUACUCUGGGUUUUCUCUCCGUCUGCCUGUGUUUGUUAUGGCCAGGCACACACAGCUGUUGCGGUUCCCAAGACCCAUGUUUUCUAGGGCUUGAAGUUACUCACCUCUUCCUGAACCUUCUCUUUCACUCUCUGAACCCUCUCCAGUGUUAAUGGUUGACAUGACCUAUCUCCAUCAUUCACACUGGAAGAGAGGAACUGUUUAGGGGGGUCGUUUUGGUAGAAAGGAAACUCAGGUCAUAUUUACCUGUGUUGGUUCUUCUCCAUACAUUGGCUGUAUGUUAAUGUGGGGGCACGUAUGUUUAUCCUAAUUUAUAUUUAUGAGUGUUUAUGGAUGUUACCACCUGCGUAGCUUCAAAUAAGUUCUCCAAUAAAGAAGGUUGCAUGCAAUUAGAUUUAUCAAGCAUUACAGUUGAUUGAACCGUCAACUCUAGCAAAAAAUAUCUUAAUUCCUUUGGCAUUAGACAUUGUCCUAAAGGAAUUCACUUACUGUACAUGUAGGUACGGAUACGUAUUUUAUAGACUGAAUACCCGAAUGCCAUAUGCCUAGUUCAUAGUACAGGUUCCUGCAGUUGGAGGCAAUCCUCUGGCCAUAAAUUAGUGGCGCUCGUGUUUACACCAUCCUGCCGUAACUCGUCCCAGGGCACUGUGACCGCCAACGUAAUCAAACUGGUGCGAUUUAGCAAAGUUAGCUCAAACAAGAGGGCCUUCUCCCUGUGUGGCAAAUGACCGUGCCCUUCCGCAUUUGUAUAACCCAGGGAUCGGACCCCCGCCUCGCCGCAGGCCGAUUAAACAAUGCCCCUGCCGUGGGAAGAUUGAUCCCCUAGGAGAGUUACAGGGAUCCAGCGGAGGUCUGUAGAGCAUUACCUUCACCAGGCUCGACAGUAGGACAAACAGAGUUACGUUCAGGACAGGAGAGAGGACUAUCCACUAUCCGUACUCUAUGUGUGCCACUAGCUCUAGUCUGUAUGACAUAUCAGGUCACUCAGGAUAUUGUGUCAAUGCACAGGGAUUUAUGUUAAUAGAGUAUAACCUAAACAUCUUCAAGGACGACCUCCAGGUUGUAUUAACCAAUCACCACCAUCCUCUUAAACAGAACAUGCCCACUAUGUCCCAGAUACCCACCGUCAACCACCACCCAUCAACUCUCCGAUGACGUAGCCCGCAUCCCACAAUCCUUCAUGUUAAUAAGGGCUCUCCAGCGCAGACAGGCUAAUGGAUGGCAGAUGCCUUUAAGGGCCUCGCCCAGGAGACAGGGCUUCCCACGGGGCGAUAGAUGGAGGUGGUGGGCGGCCAUUCUUUACCCACUAUGUUAGGCAUAGACUCCUUAUGUACAGCCACUUACAGCUGGUUUGUGGCACAGAAGCAGCUGUAUACACAAUGCCCUUAAGGUACUGGAAGUAAAGCAUGGCAAAGCUGUUAAGUUGGAAUGUCAAGGGUGGAAAUGUCAAUCCGAAAGUGUUGUUGUGGAUAUACAGUAUUUGCCUUCUCAUCCAAAGGACAGGGAGGAAAGUUAAUGUGAAUGUCAAGUUUAAGUUACAUAUUAAUUUGAAUGUUAUUGUUGUUUGUGAUUGAGAACCUCAGUAAACACAAACACUGCUUCAGGCUGUUUUCUACCAAAUAAAAGGGUCUGAUUUAUUCAAACGAUAAAUGGAUUUGGGUAUCCUUAUACGUCCUGUGUCUUCUAGUUAAAAAAAUAAUUAAAAUAAAAUGUAUGACAUCCUAUCCUGAUCACUUGUUACUGUGGUAAUAUUUGAUACAUAUGAUAUUAUAACUACCUCACAUACAACCCAUAAUAAGACUAAGCAAUUAGCCCAUUAAAGGAAUUAUCUGACUCCAUAAGAUAAAUAUCAAUAUGCAAGAGACUAUAGUUAAACCAUGUGCUAUCAAGUAUUAUGCAUUUAGCUGACUAAGAUCAAGGAAUGGUCAUGCAGAGCGAAUAUCAAAGCAAGUAUUAUUUAAUAACGUAUUAUUGGAUUCACGUACAAGGCAUAAAGCUUAAGUUACAAAGCAUUAACAAGCAUUACAAGGCACUACUCUAGGCAUUAUCAGAGAGAGAGUGAGAGACAAAGAAACCAUGGCUUGUGCCGUGGCCCAUAGCUCAUGAGAGAGAGAAAGAUUCAGAUAGGCUUUGGCAAUGUAAACAUAUGUUUCCCACGCCAAUAAAGCCCUUUCAUUGAAUUGAGAGAGAGAGAUUAUCUCACCACAGCAGUUCAGGAACAAAAAAAAGAGAGAGACAAUUAAUCUAAGACCCUUUUAUAACAUCUGAGUUGUUUGGAUUCAAUAUCUGAGUUGUUGACUAAUAACAUUACUGUAAAGGUAACGAAUCAGAUAUCAGACCUACAUGAUGGAAUCACAACAGAACCUCUGAGGUGUGACAAUGGGGGUUGGCAAGAGCAACACAGAUAAUGCGUGCACACAGUUGAUAAGAAGAACUAUGGAUGCAAGUACUGACCAUCCAUGAUAUCAAAAUGAUAGUUUUAUUAAUGUUUUGAGGCUAUACAGUGUUUGUUUACAAUUAAACUGUUUACAAACAUUGGAAUAAAACAAGCUUAUUCUUUGGGUUCUGGUGGGUUACGACAGUUGAACUAAGCUAAUGAGGCAUUUAUAAGUGAUAUUCUUCAAGAAUUAAUGGGUAUAUGUCAUUAAUUUAAAAGUCAAAACAUUUAUGUAGCAAUCGUAGAUUGCCCCUUUAAUGUUUUAAAGGGAAUUUUAAUGUCUCAAAUUGACAAUAUCCAUCUUUGUGUUUUGAAUAUGUCUGGGAAGCCCUAUCUCUUGAUUCAGACAAGCAACCCGAACCCCAUCUCUCUUUUUCUCCCCACCAGUCUCUGAUUGCCAAAGUGCUUGAAGUCUGUCAGCGUUUAGGUUUUAUUCCUCUUUUCCUCCCUGUCUUCUGUAGCCUCGUUCUUUUAUGAUAGCUUUUCUCAGACCGGAGACAUGUCUGAUGUUAACUAUGUGGUGUGAAGUGUUUUAAGUGUUGAAGUACUUCCCAUAACACUAACCUUGCCUCUUCGUCUGACUAAAUCAUGGUCAUGUCAAUGUCAACAAGCACAUAAAUUGGACACAAUACACAAGGUGGUUUAAGGACAUCAGAUAGUAGUAAUACUUCAAUUCAAAUAGAUUAUUGUAUUAGAGGGCAAACAGAAUUAAUGCUGCUGUCUUUAGUUUCAUUUAGACCCACUUUCUGUAUUGGAAUGAGUGGUCAAGAAUUUGAAUAAAUGAUGGUCCCAUAUUAUUUGUACAUACUGUGGAGGUUGUAUCUUUUAGUUUGGUGUUAUUUGUAAGUGACUGACUGAUGUUUUGUUCGACAGGAUGUGAUGCAUUAUGAGCAGCUGAAGGCUGGGGUCAUACACCAUGACCUGCUGGUGGACAACCUCAUCUACAAGGUAGGCUUUGGUGUGCCAAUACAAGCAGGGAAACACUUACAACACAGCACAUGCAAACACGUGUGGUUGUGGAGAACCUUGGUUUUAUUUAUUUUCUCAUCCCCUAUGUUCUUUACAAACUAGUAGUGAUGUCAGGUAUUUCUUUCUUAUAGCUUUGUUUUGCUGUCAAUUAUCCUUACAUUGUUUUCUCCAGGAUGUGAAACUGACUGCGAGUAAUGAUGACUACUACUUUGUGUUUGAAGAUUUCCUGUAUCAGGUGAGUGUGACUCAUCUUCCCUCAUCCAUUUUCUCUUUCACGCUCUCUUUGGCUCUCUCUCUUUCACUCUCUCUCUCUUUUUCUUUCGCUCUCUCACGCUCUCUCUCUCUCUCAAGCACCUACUCAGCAGAAUGACUGUUCAGGACCUUUAAGGCAGCAAAAUGUGAAGAAUGUGCAAGGGGUGUGUUGACUUUCACUAGCGACUGUAUCUGCACAUACAAUAUGUGACGUAGGACACCAUUUUCGGGGACCACUUUUGGCUCGUCAGAACUACUGGCAAAAAAGUAUACAGAAGUACCAGAGCAUCUCUUUAAAAUGGAGUUGAGCCCAGUCUCUGAUGCACUGUCUCUUUUUGAUAUUUCUAAUUUUAUGUUAGUCUCUCUCAACCUAGACCUGAGCUGUAUAUUGACAGAAUUCUACAACUGUAUAGCGAGUUCACGAACAGUCAAUAUUGAUAAUUUAUCAGCGCAGAGCAGAUAAGCCACCAUAGAGAUUACAUAACCUGUCGUGCCACUGCUGUUCAGUAAACCGCUCGCAGCAUUCAGCGAAAUAGUUGCUAUCUUUCAGUUAAACACGGACGUAAACAAAUAAACCGGUAAAGCCAGACUGGAGACAUUCAUCUGUCACUAUAGUGUUGUCUGAUGCAAGUAUUUAUGGACAUAUGAAAUGCGCUGAAAUCAGGUUCUUUGAAUCAGCACUUGCUCCGAGUAUUUUGGUUGAUAGGGGUAUUCAAAACCAUGAUAGGGGAGCCUCUAUGUUAUAUACACUCUUAGAAAAAAGGGUGCUAAGUAGAACCAUACAGGGUUCUUUGGUUUGUCCCCAUAGGGGAACCCUUUUUGGUGCUGGGUAUAUAGAACCCUCAAUGUAGGGUUCUUCAAAGUACCCCCUGUAUAUGGUUCUACCGAGAACCCUCUAUGAUGGGUUCUACCAAGAACCAAUUUAUCAUCUAAAGGUUCUUCCUAGAACCCUCUAUGAACGGGUAGAACCCACCAGCCUUAUUAGCCUUUAAAAUUGUAUUAUUUAUGACAAUACAUUACAUAUAUCAUGCAUUUCUUUGAGGGCCUAGUUAUACCCUAACACAGUGGAGUUAGGAAUCUCAUAUCAGGCCUGCAAUUCACAUUAUGCUUGCAAAGUGAUGUGUAAUUCCUAUUGGAAUCCAGCCAGAGUUAGGAUAUCCAACAAGUGGAAUUGUUAAUCACCCACAACCUGCAUUCAGAAUGACUGCCAGGAUAGCGAAGAUUGAAUACUGAGACUACCUCAAUCAUCUAAACUGGAACAGCCAUCUCAGUAACUGGUGCAAUAAAUCCAAUUACUAACAGAUUGGAUUAGUUUAGAAAACAGUAUGUUAUUUAUCUUUGUGUAGCAUAAAAUUAAUAAACCAAUCAAUGUACAUGCAAAAACACAUAUUAAAGUAGUACAAACAAUUCUGAAAAUCUCCCUGCAAUAGAGCAUGCUGGGAAAUAUUAUAUAUGGUUCUAUGUAGAACCGUUCUUGCUUUCCAAAGAAUCCUUCUUGCCUCCCAAAGAACCUUUCUUCCAAAAAUGGUUCUUAAGAUGUUAAAGGUUCUAGGUAGAACACUUUGACUUACAAAGAGCCCUUGUCUUCCAAAAAGGGUUCUUGUAAUCAAAACGGUUCUUGGUAGAACCCUAUCCCUCUGCAAAGAACCCUUGUGGGUAUAAAUGUGUGUGUAACUAUAUCUGUUAGAAUGGAAGACUGUGUAUGUAGGAGUGGGAGUAGUUUAGUCUAGUGGUAUUCUAUACAGUCUGGUGUGCAUGUUAUUUUUACCACCAUUAUCUCCCCUCUGUGUACACGCUCUAACCUAACACAACCUACAUAGAUAAUACUCAAUCUUUUGUAUACAGUACCAUUCAAAAGUUUGGACACACCUACUCAUUCAAGGGUUUUUCUUUAUUUUUUACUAUUUUCUACCUUGUAGAAUAAUAGUGAAGACGUCAAAACUAUGAAAUAACACAUAUGGAAUCAUGUAGUAACCAAAAAGGUGUUUAGAAAAUCAAAAUAUAUUUUAUAAUUUAGAUUCUUCAAUGUAGCCACCCUUUGCCUUGAUGACACCUUUGCACACUCUUGGCAUUCUCUCAACUAGCUUCACCUGGAAUGCUUUUCCAACAGUCUUGAGGGAGUUCACAGAUAGUGUCACCAGCAAAGCACCCCCACACAAUCACACCUCCUCCUCCAUGCUUCACGGUGGGAACCACACAUGCGGUGAUAAUCCGUAAACCUACUUUGCGUCUCACAAAGACACGGCGGUUGGGACCAGAAAUCUCAAAUUUGAACUCAUCAGAUCAAAGGACAGAUUUCCACCAGUCUAAUGUCAAUCGCUCCUGUUUCUUGGCCCAAGCAAGUCUCUUCUUCUUAUUGGUGUCCUUUAGUAGUGGUUUCUUUGCAGCAAUUCGACCAUGAAGGCCUGAUUCACGGAGUCUCCUCUGAACAGUUGAUGUUGAGAUGUGUCUGUUACUUGAACUCUGUGAAGCAUUUAUUUGGGCUGCAAUUUCUGAGGCUGGUAACUCUAAUGAACUUAUCCUCUGUAGCAGAGGUAACUCUGGGUCUUCCUUUCCUGUGGCGGUCCGCAUGAGAGCCAGUUUCAUCAUAGCGCUUGAUGGUUUUUGCGACUGCACUUGAAGAAACGUUCAAAGUUCUUGAAAUGUUCCAGAUUGACUGACCUUCAUGUCUUAAAGUAAUGGACUGUCGUUUCUCUUUGCUUAUUUUAGCUGUUCUUGCCAUAAUAUGGACUUGGUCUUUUACCAAAUAGGGCUAUCUUCUGUACACCAACCCUACCUUGUCACAACACAACUGAUUGGCUCAAACGCAUUAAGAAGGAAAUAAAUUCCACAAAUUAACAUUUAACAAGGCACACCUGUUAAUUGAAAUGCAUUCCAGGUGAAGCUGGAAGCUCAUGAAGCUGGUUGAGAGAAUGCCAAGCGUGUGCGAAGCUGUCAUUAAGGGUGGCUACUUUGAAGAAUCUAAAAUCUAAAAUAUAUUUAACACUUUUUUGGUUACUAUAUGAUUCCAUAUGUGUUAUUUCAUAGUUUUGAUGUCUUCACUAUUAUUCUACAAUGUAACAAAUAAUACAAAUAAAGAAAAACCCUUGAAUGAGUAGGUGUGUCCAAACUUUUGACUGGUAGUGUAUAUAUAUACAUACAUACAUACAUCUCCCGUUUGGCAUGUCUCUUGUGAUGCCGUUCACAGCAGCACUGACGGAUGACAACUGCGUCUGAGUUUUGAACGACCUUUUCCCCCCUUUUGUUCCAUGCUGGCUGAAGACCUAGCAAGCCAGUAACUAGCUAACACCAGACACAGAUGAAAUGUAAGUUAAGUAUCUUUGCCAUAAAUUAAUAGGGAAACGUAUAAUUAUAUUUGCUGACACCCUACAGUUAAAUUUUGGCACCAGUAGAGUAGCUAUCUAGCUAUAUAAACCACCCCCCUCUGCAAACACGCCUUUUCCGAUGUUCGUUACAAGGCGGUAUUAAAAUGAGAGUUAAGGUGAUGUCACCUUGUCCCCUUAAUAAUGAAUCCAAGUGUUUGACAUAGGGGAGGGGACCAGUAACUUAAUAAUUCAACUUUAUCAAUGUAGAAGCAACAGUCAUUUUUCACCAAAGUGAAAGAAAGAUUAUAGAACAUUUUCCAAAUUACUAACAAAUACAAAACGAGGAUGUAUUGAUUGCGUAUGUCUUCACACCCUAGAGUUAAUACUUGGUGGAAGCACUUUUGGCAGCCAUUACAGCUGUGAAUAAUAUUUGAUAAGAUUCUAUCAACUAUGCACAACUCUUAGGGCAACAUAUAUCCAUUGUUUUUGUCAAAGUUUCUCAAGCUCAGUACAUUUGGUUGGGAAUCAAUGAUGGACAGCAAUAUUCAAACCUUGUCUCAGAUUUAAGUCAGGACGGAGACUGGACCAUUCAGGACAAAACAUUUAUUGGAACGCCAUUCUGCACAGCAAAUUGAGUGUUGAUUCUAUCAGGGUUAAUAUCAGUGGGAUUGAAAUUGACACCACAUGCAGUGAAUAAAUGUGUUAUAAAUCUUAUUUGAAUCACAGUGGAAUCAAGACUGCGUGGUAUUGUUGUUACUCGACUGUGUUGAGUUAAUUUCCGUUAACUCUCUCAGAAUGAAAAAGACGUGAGAGGGGCCUCAUUAUCAUUCUUCCCAGAAUGCUUUGUUGCAGGUUGAUUUUUAGAAUAGUUUGUUUUCAUAUCUAUGUUUCUGCAUGAACAUUGAUUGAUGAAUUGAUCUUACACUAUACAAAGAUAAAUAACUAACAUUUUUCUAAACUAAUCCAAUCUGUAAGGGGUUGGAUUUAUUGCACCUGUUAGUGAGAUGGUUUAGGUAGUCUUGUUUGCCAAGUCCUUCAGCAUAGCAGUCAUUCUGAAUGCAGGUUGUGGGUGAUAAAAUAUUAUAAUUGUGGGAUAUCCUCCCUCUGGCUGGAUUCCGAUAGGAAUUACUAAUCACUUCCCAAACCAGCUUAUUGUGAUUUGCAGGUCUGAUGUGGCCCAUGAACCAAGAUUUUCAGACCACAAUGUGGAGGAUAACUAGGCCAUAACUAGAUGUAUAAUAUAUGGUCAUAAAGGGUUUACUUUUAAUUCAAACACAUGCAUUUAGCAGUCACUUGGUGAAGGCUUCAGGUCUAGGAGUUAGUGACAAAGACAUGGUUGUUGCAUUCAAUAACAAACACACUCAUGAGUGGGUAUAUCUCACAUUCACUUGAAAGGCAUGCUGAGAAAUAUUCAAAUAAGGAUUUACAACCUACAAUGUUAAAACCCCCAAAAUACUGUAACACUACAUGUGUUAUUCCUUUUUCUCAGCAAUUUCGUGAUAUCCAAUUUCGAUCUUGUCUCAUUGCUGCAACUCCCCAACGGGCUCGGGAGAGGUGAAGGUAGAGCCAUGUGUCCUCCGAAACAUGAACCGCCAAACCGUGCUUCUUAACAGCCGCCCGCUUAACCUGGAAGCCAGCCACACCAAUGUGUCGGAGGAAACACCAUUCAACUGACAAUCGAAGUCAACCUGCAGGUGCCCGGGCCUUCCACAAGGAGUCGCUAGAGCGCAAUGAGCCAAGUAAAGCCAAACCCUCCCCUGACCUGGACGACACUGGGACAAUUGUGCGCCGCCCUAUGGGACUCCCGGUCACAGCCGGUUGUGACACAGCCUGGGAUCGAACCCGGGUCUAUAGUGCUGCGCCACUUGGGAGGCCAAUAAAGUGUUAAUUUAUGUCGGAAUUUGCCACACCCAUGGUGUUAGGGACCAACACUCUAGGGGUGUUAGUUUGUGAACACUUUGAAAAGUGUUCGUUUAAUAUUAUUUCAGUGGGUCACAUAUAAUUUCUAAGAAAGUGUUAAAUUUAACACUGUGGGUGUUAAAAUUCUGAUCUCAAAUGUACUGUGUCUUUGGCAUUAAAAAUUGUGUAAUUGCCACAUGGAAAAAUAAAAUCUCAGGGUUAGGUUUUCAGAAGACUGUGGCGGGUUUUCCUCAAACUUUUUAACUGGGCUUUGCUCCUUUUCUAUUUAUUUUGAUCCUAACAAACUCCCCCAGUCCAUGCCGGUGACAAGCAUAACCAUAACAUGAUGCUGCCACCACAAUACUUUAAAAUACAAAUAUUGCUUGAUAAUCAGAAACAAGGUUUGUAUAUUGCUGUCGAUCCAUGAUUCCCAACCAAAUUUACUGAGCUUGAGCCAUUUUGACAAAAACAAUGGUUGCCCUAAGAGUUGUGCAAAUUUGGUAGAAUAUAAUUCAAAAUGAUUCACAGAUAUAAUGGCUGCCAAAGGUGCUUCCACCAAGUAUUAACUCUGGUGUGUGAAGACAUACACAAUCAAGACAUCUUCGGCCAAAAAAAUAAAAAAUAAAAAUAAAAAAAAGAUUAGGAAAAUGUUCUAGAACCUUCUUUCACUUUGAAAAUAUAGAGUAGGUUGUGUAGAUCUGUAGGAAAAAAAUCUAAUUGAAUCACUCUUUAGAUUUAAGGCAGCAAAAUAGGAAGACUAUGCAAGGGUGUGUAGACUUUCACUAGGCACUGUUUUUUCACCACGUCAUUGCUCUCUCUCUCGCUCUGCUGUGUGUGCAUCUUGGCACCUGUCACUCAAAUGGCGAGGGGCUGAUGCUCAUUGGCUAGUACUCAAAUUGCUAGGGGGCUGGCCCACGUGGGGGAAACUGUAGGGAAAAUGGCGCAGCACAGCUUCCAGAAAGAAACAGUUGUUUUCAAACUAGGGAUUUCGUGGCUAAUUGAGGUAAGCCAGUAAUUCUGCUAAUAGCUUAUGCAUGUAUGAACUACACAUUGACACAUCCAGCCCAAAGCGAGAGGUUUAAUUAAUACUUAGUAGUUGCCAAAGUUCUGGAGCAUGUCUUUAAGUCCAAUCAAUUGAAGAGUUAAACUGCACUCCUAUGGGGAAAAUCCCAUGUCCGAUUCAGCCCACUGGGCAAGAACUGGUAGAAUCAACGUUGUUUCCACGUCAUUUCAACCAAACAAAUCAAUGUGAUGACGUUGCGUCAACGUGGAAAACUGAUUGGAUUUGCAAAAAGUCAUCAGCGUAAAGGCACUGUCUUUGUUUCACCCAACUUUUAACAAUUUUUUGUUGAUUUCAUGUUGAAUUCAUGUUAGUUAAAAACUAAACCAAAUGUAAAUCAAAACUACAUGUUGAACUGACGUCUGUGCCCAGUGGGAAUAGACUGGAAUUGAAAUGGAAUUGACCCCAGCUCUGCAGUUCAUACACAGUCCCCAUCUGCUGUGACUCAAUGACCUUAACCGGCGAAAUCGGUUGAUUAAAACAUAAUUCUGUUGAUUGAGCGACCAUGUCAUUUCCUGAACAUAAUGCCACACAAGUGGGGCAGAGUCAUUGAAAUGUAUUCCCAAUCGGAAGAGAAUAUGAGAUUACCAUCUAAAAACCCCUCUCAUGUUGUCGUCUGAAAAACCGUGCUGCCACUUGAGUUUCUGUUAGUUUCCGAGUGAUUUCUCAAAAGAUCCUGGAAUGCUGGAGCUGGGCAAGCCAGACGUCUUUUUAAUAGACUUUCUCCUUGAGCGUAAUUGAAGCAACUCAAGCACAGAUUAAUUUGCCACUGACCAAAUCAUAUAUUAAUGUGUAUUUUGUGUGUGUGUGUGUGUUUGUGUGUGUGUGUGUGUGCAUGCAUUUGUGUGUGUCUGUUGUCAUAGGUCCUGCUAUGUUUCUCUCGAGACACUGCGGUCUUGGAGCACUUCAGCUACAACAGUGCCACUCCUCCCAAAUCCUACAUUCAAGGUGAGCCAUUCUACCCUUGAAGAGGAUGCAUAUUAUCUCAUCUAACUGACAAUCAUCACAAGUGUUCUUUAAGGGAAAUCUCAUAAACGGUAUUGAUGUCAUGGUUGGUUACCUGCAGGCAAGGUGGGAAUUGAGGAGUUUGCUGUGGUGUAUCCUCCAAAUGGUGAGAAUAGUCCUUAACCCCAAAUUCACUUACCAACACACAUAUAAGUAGCCCUUUAUGCUUGUGCUCAAUCAUUGAUUGACUAUUCUCAAUUUCUCCUCCGUAUAGGUGUCAUCCCAUUCCAUGGUUUUUCAAUGUACGGUAAGUACGGCUUCUACCUUCUAAAUCAUAGUACCUGCUAAAAUUGUGAUCAUGAAAUAGACCCUUUAAAAAAAGAAUCUGGACACCCAUUGUAUGUAGAUCCAGUGCUGAGGUGUUACUGUGUGUCUGUGUCCUCCAGUGGCCCCUCUGUGCUUCCUGUACAACGAGCCCUCCAAGCUGUACAGUGUGUUUAGGGAGAUGUAUGUACGCUACUUCUUCAGGCUGCAUUCCGUCUCCUCCUCCACCUCCGUAAGUUGAACACAGAGAGAGAGACGGAGAGGGAGAGAGAGAGAGGCGAGAGAGUGUGUUUUCUGUCUGUUCUCUGUUCAUAUUUGUGUUUCUAUGUAUAGCUAUGUCUUUUCGUGUAUGUUUGUGUUCAUGAAAGUAUGUCGUAUUGAUACGGUUGUGUUUCUGUGUCCGUCUGUGCAUGUACUGUAUGUGUGUGUGUAUUCACAUUACUCAUGUUAUUCCAUAGGGUAUAGUUUCUCUGUGCCUACAGUUUGAGAGGCUGCUACAGACCCAUCUCCCCCAGCUAUUCUACCAUCUACGGGAGAUAGGCGCUCAGCCGUGAGUAUACACACACACACCAUAUGUUUUACUAUCCUUGUGGGGACCUAAAAUAGAUUUCCAUUCAAAAUCCUAUUUUCCCUAACUCCUAAACCUAACCCCUAAUUGUAACCCUAAAAUAUUAUUUAUACUUGUGGGGACGUGGGAAAUGUCCCCACGAGGGAGAAUUUUCCUUGUUUUACUAUCCUUGAGGGGACUUUGGGGGAUUUACAGUACCCAAAUGGAUAGUAAUACAAGAACACACACACGUUUGUUUUACUAUCCUUGUGGGGACCAAAUAAAUUAUUUCCCAUUCAAAAUCCUGUUUUUCCUUAACCCCUAACCCUAAACAUAACCCUAAUUCUAACCCCUAAGCCUAAAAUAGCCUUUUUCCUUGUGGGGACUUGCAAAAUGUCCCCACUUGUCCGAAUUUUCCUUGUUUUACUAUCCUUGUGAGGACUUCUGGUCCCCACAAGGAUAGUAAAACCAAAAACACACACACCCCAACCCAUCCUUUAUACAACUCUAUUGAUAUGAAUGGCGUUAGUUCAAGCAUAUACCUCCAUCUAGUGGACAAAUAUUACAAAUACAUUACUUUGUGGCUUUGGAAAUGGCUGUGGCUUUGAAUAUGUAUGAAUAGAAUAUGUAUGAUUAUCUUUCAUUCAGGUAUAAAAAGGGAAAUGUGAAGUGUACAUUUGGGCUCCAAUGAUGAUACAUGAAAGAAUGAUGCGACACUAUUCAACUGUUGAAUAUACCCUCAGGUUGCGUAUUGCCUUUAAGUGGAUGGUGAGAGCGUUUUCUGGGUACCUCUCUACUGACCAGCUCCUUCUGCUGUGGGACCGAAUCCUGGGUUACGACUCACUGGAAAUCGUAGCAGGUAUGGCAGCACUCACGUGAAACUACUCCUCAAUGUAAGAAAUUUAAUUAAUAACACUAUCAACUUUGUGACCGUACAUUCUAGUAUUAAUUAGUUCACUAGUAUUUAGAGGUGUGCUAUGGUGUUAGGGCGGCAUUGAUGCUCAACUGUAUAGUGGGCAUUGACCUCACUUUCCCUUCUCCUCCCCCUAGUCCUGGCGGCGGCCGUCUUUGCCUUCCGGGCUGAGAACCUGAUGGAGGUGACAUCACUGGCCUCAGCUGAGGUGAGUGUGCUUUUCACUGAGGCCACAGGCAGGUGUCUCUCUCCCUCUGUCUCUCUCCCACACGCACACGCACACACUGGCCUCCACUCUGGCCCGUGGGGACUGAAAUAGCCCCUGACUCCCAGCCAGCACCAGUAACCCAGUCUUCUGCAUGCAGAUACCUUAAAAAACGCUGGCUGGUCAUUUCAAGCCCUCUGCCCCCCCAACACCCUGCGACCCCUCCUACCCCCCAUUAACCCCCACUCCCCCCGAAAUGCUCACACCGAAAUGUGCACGGGUCAUUAUUUUGGUGUACACAGGGUGUCUGUCUGUGUGUCUGUCUGUGUGCAUGAGAGAGAGAGGGAGAGAGAGAGAGGGUACAGAGAGUCAGAUAGUCCAUUUGAGUGUUGUUAAAUGUCUAUCGGGAAAAGUACAGAUUACACGAAAACAUACAAAGCACACAUAUAUAGAGCAUUGCACCAUGAACUUCACAUUGCAUGGCAUACAUUUUCCCUCUUAAUGCAAUUAUUCCAAAUGCCUUUUACAUCAGCCCCAGCCUCAUGUCCAUGUACCCACUUAAGACAGCCUUUACACUGUCUCCCCAGAGCAUUUGACUGACAGCCAUAGUAAACCUUAAGGUAAACCUCCUCUAGCCCUCUCUUGCCUCCCCCCUCCUAGGGAGUUAAUCCAAAGUGUGACGCACAGGCGUCAGGUUGACCUGAUGCUAAGAUGCUGGGCCACAGUAUUUGUUUGCUCAUUUACCACCUGGUCCACUGGAGAAGGGAUCAUAACAUGGCUCCUUAUUUUUAGAGCCUGUGCCGAGGGCCUGAAAUAUUAGACCCUUUCUGUAAACAUGAUAGGGCCCUAAAUGUAAUCCCAAAAGGCCAGGCUGGGAGAAUUGCAUAUUCCCUGCAUGAAGCCUACAAGGGGAAUCUGCAGCUCAAUAGUGUUUAAAAAAUAGUCACUAAAAAUAGUUUCUGGAAAAACGUUAUUACAUGGAACCUUAUUACAUCCACUGGUUGGUUGGUGUGAGUCUGCUGUUGGUCAGGGAGUGUGUGUCAGCGUUUUGACAAAAUGGCCGCUUAAUGAACGUGUGUUCUCUUUGACGACCUCCCUUACCGCAGGCCGUCCUCGCCGACCUUUCAACUCUGAAGGUCAUGCCCCUCAUUCAGAUCUUCCUGUUCGCCACUGUCAUCUGAGGACCUGCGUGUGUGUGUGUGAGACGUGUGUGCACUCACCGGAGGAGACGUGAACAAUUGCCUGUGCAGUCAAGCUGUUACCAUGCCAACGCCAGUGAUCGUCUGUCAGAGUCAGAGAUGCCAACCACACCGUAUAUGGAAUAUGAAAAGGCAAAAAAAGACCCUGAAACCUUGUAUAUCCAUUUCGCCAUAUUCCUUUCACUGUGUCAAAGCUGCAUGUCCCUCUGCAUGCACGCCACAGAAAUAGUUAUCACCAUGUAUCAUAUUAUUAGAUAUAUUAUACAGUAUGUAAGUAUAGCCCUCAGAUAAGCUAAGCAAAUCUUACCUGCUUAAGCUAUGCCCUCUAAGUAAGAUGAUACAUAUGCCAAUGCUUGGGACCAGCUUGAUGAGUCUAUUGGAAGCUGGAUUACAUGGAACAGUAUUGUAUUGGGUUGUAAUUGGCAGUGUGAAAGAGGAAACCCACUGGGCAAAAACUGGUUG
Molecule: messenger RNA, 24401 nt
Organism: Coregonus sp. 'balchen'
Lineage: Eukaryota; Metazoa; Chordata; Actinopteri; Salmoniformes; Salmonidae
Source: the annotation of a GenBank genome assembly